UUACCGGGUAAUAGUUUGACUGGCGCUUCAGCGUGUGCUUGAAAAGUGAUUACAGAAAUGUCAUGAAUUAAAUUUCAAAAGGAUCGUCUUUACUUAAAUAGUUCUCAUCUUUAUGCAGCAAUAAAACUGAAUGGUGCUGAGUGUCUGUCAGAGCUAAAAAGAAAAAAAAGAAAAAAGGAAAAUCUGUUAAUGCGGAAAUAGGAAGAAACCUCUGUCCGUUUUGCCCUACAGUCUAGCCACUAUGCUAGCAGCGCUGGCCUGCGCAGGCCUGGGUCAUUAGGACAGCCGCCACAGUCACGGAGUUAGCAGUGUUGCUGGUUGAGCUACCUUAAGAUAGAUAGAUAGCUACAUGUUAUCUGAACGAGUCUCACGUUUGUUGUUUUAACGCAGUAUUGUUCGUAAUCAUGAGAAAGGACGUAAGGAUAUUGCUAGUCGGGGAACCUAAAGUUGGGAAGACCUCACUAAUUAUGUCGCUUGUCAGUGAGGAAUUCCCUGAUGAGGUCCCUCUCCGUGCUGAGGAAAUCACAAUUCCUGCUGAUGUUACCCCAGAGAGAGUGCCUACACAUAUAGUAGACUACUCAGAAGCAGAACAGUCAGAUGAGCAGCUGUAUCAAGAAAUAUCUAAGGCAAAUGUCAUAUGCAUAGUCUACUCUGUAAACAACAAAAAGUCUAUAGAGAAGGUGACAAGCCAUUGGAUUCCACUUAUCAAUGACAGAACAGACAAGGACAGCAGAGUGCCACUAAUUCUGGUGGGAAAUAAGUCUGACCUGGUGGAGCACAGUAGCAUGGAGACAAUUCUACCCAUAAUGAACCAGUACUCAGAAAUCGAGACUUGUGUUGAGUGUUCUGCAAAAAACCUGAAGAAUAUCUCAGAGUUGUUCUACUAUGCCCAGAAGGCUGUUCUGCACCCCACAGGGCCUCUGUACUGCCCAGAGGAAAAAGAGAUGAAACCAUCUUGCAUCAAAGCACUUACUCGAAUCUUCAAAAUAUCGGACUUGGACAACGACGGCAUCCUAAAUGAUAAUGAGCUCAAUUUCUUUCAGAGGACCUGUUUCAACAUGCCACUGGCCCCUCAAGCCCUGGAGGAUGUAAAAAAUGUUGUGCGGCGGAACAUGACAGAUGGGGUGAAGGGCAAUGGCCUCACCCUUAAAGGCUUCCUGUUCCUGCACACACUGUUCAUCCAGAGAGGACGGCAUGAGACAACGUGGACCGUGCUCCGCCGGUUUGGGUAUGAUGAUGACCUGGAGCUUACGCAGGAAUACCUGUUUCCACUAUUAAAAAUCCCUCCAGAGUGCACUACAGAGCUGAAUCACAAUGCUUACCUCUUCCUGCAGAGUGUCUUUGACAAGCAUGACAAGGACCGUGACUGUGCUCUGUCCCCUGACGAGCUGAAGGACCUGUUUAAAGUCUUCCCUUACAUGCCCUGGGGUCCUGAUGUCAACACCACAGUCUGCACCAAUGAGCAGGGCUGGAUCACCUACCAGGGCUACCUGUCUCAGUGGACGCUGACAACAUAUUUAGACAUGCAGCGCUGCUUGGAAUACCUGGGUUACCUUGGUUACUCCAUCAUUCAUGAACAGGAGUCACAAGCUGCUGCCAUCACAGUGACCAGAAACAAGCGCAUUGACCUGCAGAAGAAGCAAACCCAACGCAACGUGUUCCGCUGCAACGUCCUGGGAGCAAGAGGGAGUGGCAAGAGCGGCUUCCUGCAGGCCUUCCUGGGCAGGAACUUAGCCAAACAAAAAAGGAUCAGGGAUGACCACAAAUCCUACUAUGCUAUCAGCACCACGUAUGUCUAUGGGCAGGAGAAGUACUUGCUUCUGCAUGAGGUUCUCCCAGACUUUGAGUUCCUCUCAGAAACUGAUCUGGCCUGUGACAUUGUCUGCCUGGUGUAUGACAUCAGUAACCCCCAUUCCUUUGAGUACUGUGCAAAGGCCUAUAAGAAGUACUUCAUAGACAGUAAGACUCCGUGCAUGUUUAUUGCUGCCAAGUCUGACCUACACGAGGUGCGCCAGCAGUACGGCCUGUCACCACUGGACUUCUGCCGGCGGCACAAGCUGCACCCACCCCAGCUGUUCACCUGCAACACGGCUGAUGCACCCAGCAAAGACCUCUACAACAAGCUCACCACCAUGGCCAUGUAUCCCCACACCAAGCUUCGCUGCAGGUGCACCUGCAACAGGUGCAACCUUUGCCUCUGUCAGAACCUGCUGAACUGUGAGCUCCUGCGCUCGAUCAGGGCCAUACUCUACAGUGGUGUUCUGAUCAGGUUGGGGCUCUGGGUUGAUGAGCUGAGUGCAUAUCUUUCCACUGAUGAGGAGUCCAGCCUCAUCCAUCAGGUGCAUGCAGUCAGCUUUGUAGAGGACUCAGUCUACAUGGAAUCAUCUGUCAACCACCUUGGGCCCAGUCACAUGACCCAGGCGGACCUGAAGAACUCUACGUUCUGGCUGCGGGCCAGUGUUGGUGCAACCGUAUUUGCCGUGUUGGGCUUUGCCAUGUACAAAGCUCUGCUCAAGCAGCGAUGAUCAGUUCCAGCCAGCAUGUGACUAUGACACUAUCCCUUAAAAAAAACAAACAAAAACAAACAAAAAAACACACCUUUCUUCUAUCCCGGACAUUCCCCUUUUGAGAGGAAAUGGACAUAGAAUAAUGAUAGAUAGCUACAUUUUGAG
This is a messenger RNA of Electrophorus electricus (electric eel), 2672 nucleotides long. RefSeq names its product ras homolog family member T1a (gene rhot1a). NCBI's taxonomy places the organism in Eukaryota, Metazoa, Chordata, Actinopteri, Gymnotiformes, Gymnotidae. Gene Ontology annotation, biological process: mitochondrion organization. Gene Ontology annotation, molecular function: calcium ion binding; GTP binding; GTPase activity. Gene Ontology annotation, cellular component: mitochondrial outer membrane. The record is from RefSeq and is a predicted model, not a curated record.